Corythoichthys intestinalis (scribbled pipefish) is the source of this 2597-nucleotide messenger RNA. RefSeq names its product deoxyribonuclease 1 like 4, tandem duplicate 1 (gene dnase1l4.1). Lineage: Eukaryota; Metazoa; Chordata; Actinopteri; Syngnathiformes; Syngnathidae. The record is from RefSeq and is a predicted model, not a curated record. Gene Ontology annotation, cellular component: nucleus. Gene Ontology annotation, molecular function: DNA binding; deoxyribonuclease I activity. The coding region runs from base 598 to 1662 and encodes 354 amino acids. The transcript is spliced from 10 exons. Gene Ontology annotation, biological process: DNA catabolic process.
CACCACUUCCUGUGGGCGUGUCUUCUUCUUGCAAUUUGACUCCCUGGUGCUGCCACCCCCACAGGACUUCCUAACGACAGUUCCUCCUGUUGGCCCACUGUGGACCAAUCAAACAGCUCGACGUUUUUUUAUUGUGUGUACAUUUGUGUGUGUGUCCCUCUUGUGAGAGCUUAUGUACAGUAUUGACAUUUUUUUCCCCCCAGUCAAUGAGUGCUCUUGCUUCCAGCUUGACAACAAGUGGACUCUUAUCUUCUACUCUUUUGACUUACUGCAGGCCUCGGGCAGUAGAGUGUCUGCGGUGACGCUCACAUGCCAGAGAACAUGUCGCCGCAUGGCUAGAGCCUCUAAUUGUGGCCGUCACUCAACAGCGACAACAACAAAAAUGGUGUCAGAAAUGUCACGAAAUGACACUUGGCUAUCAGUCAACCACAGCUGCCUCCCAUGUGUUGCAUGAAGACUGUUUUCAACUUUGAGGCUUCUCCGGGAGAAAUAAAAACUGCAUAACAAAAGUGGCCUAAGGCUUGAUUUCAAGUCGCAUAGUUGAACUUAAAACGUUUGUUUUGUGUAAAUCCUAGCGUGCCUUUAGCAUGUUUAAACAUGUACUUCCCCCCACCCAUUAGAGUUGUCUUUUUCAUUUCUUCUUGUUUUUCAGCAACUGCCAUGAAAAUAGCAGCGUUCAACAUCCAGAAAUUCGGACGAAAUAAAGUGUCCGAUCCAGAUGUCGUUCGGAUUCUGGUGAAGAUUAUCCAACGCUAUGACAUCAUCGUGAUCUUGGAGGUGGUGGACAUCAGCGGUAUAGCCGUCAAGACCCUCCUGGAUGCGCUCAACACGUCCGACGCAGAUCAUCACUACACUUUAAAGAUCAGCACUCGUCUGGGUCGAUCCCGUUACAAGGAACAGUUCAUGUUCUUAUACAGGGACGACCUGGUAGACCUGGUGGGUUCGUAUCAGUUUGACGACCAGGUGACCGACGGCGGCGACGUCUUCGCCAGAGACCCUUACAUCCUCAGAUUCCGAUGUCAUCACACAGUGUUGAAGGAUCUGGUUCUGAUUCCCGUUCACACCAAACCGGAGGACUCGGAGACGGAGCUGGACGAGCUUUUUGAUGUCUUUCAACAUGUCAAGAAGAAGUGGAGGACAGAUAACGUAAUGAUCUUGGGUGACUUCAAUGCUGAUGGCGCAUACGUUUCCGAGCGUGAUUUGCAGAGUAUCCGCAUCCGCGCCGACAAGAACUUCCACUGGUUGAUCGGAGACGAUGUCGACACCACGGCAAGCACGGGCAACGCCCACACGUACGACAGAAUCGUGGUGUACGGAGACGACAUGCUUCGCGCCAUCGUACCAAACUCCGCCCGACCCUUCAACUUCCAGGAAGCUUUCGGGCUCACCAAUGAGCAGACACUACAGGUGAGCGAUCAUUACCCAGUGGAGGUUGAGUUGAGGUCCCUCACCAAACCACGACAGGAAAAUGAAGGUCUGCUUUUGGAUGGUGACCUACUGGAGUUGAAGCGAGGAAACCUUUUGUUGGAGCGUGAGAAACUCAACCUGGAGAUCCAAAUCCUCCAAAUGAAACUGUCCAAAAUGGAGCAAGGAGGUGAAGAACAACAACUACUGAUGCAGUCGCCACAUCAGCCUCUAACUUCGCCUUGCAAAAUGUUGUGAAAUCAGGUAACACAAAUGUAGAAGCUCCAGAGACCCCUGAAGGGGAAAUUUGUACAUUUCAACACUACUCUACUGAACUUUAGUUGUUUACAGCCAAGUAGUGCCUUAUAAGGCCAUCAUAUCUGCUUUUACCUCAUGUAUAUCCCCUUUAUGAAGAUUUUUUUUUAAAGACUAAGAUACUGAAUUUGUGUGCAGAACCAUAAAGUGUCAAAUAGUUACAUCGAUACCAAUUCUGACUAAAUCACUGCAUACUUACUUGACUAUGAAGUCAAACUGUCUUGGGUAGAUGUCCAAUCCAUUUGUAGUGGGAGGGGUGGCAGCACAAAUUGAUAGGGGGGUGCAUCUCUACCUCAUUGGCUGCCAAUGACAGCGCUUGACGUCCAAUUCAUCAGAAGCGGAAGGGAUGGCAGCAAAUAAAGAUUCAUUCAUUCAAUGCAACCAAUCCUCAAACAAAUUUCAAUUUGUGGCAAAAGCAUGAAAAGACCGUUCAUUGCCCCUACCAACAUGGCUUCAAGGCAGCCAUGUCGGUAGGGGCGACAGUCCAGUCGAAUUCAAUGCAUUGACAGUAACUACUAGUGAUGAACGGAUUGAAAUUCACAACUGAAGAAUGAUUGGACGCCAAGGGCGAUAAACGCUCUCAUUUACAGUGGUGUGUUUAGCUGGCAGCCAUCUUGGGUAGGUCUCGAAAAGAUUGCGCUUCAACGCCUUUCAAAAUAUGUCAUUUUUAGUUUCGUAUCUGUGCAACACUUGCCUCCAAGAUUUUAAAAUGUAACACCAUAGUUGGGUUUAUUUGCAAGCAUUUUAUUAGUCUUUUUCACAUUUACAAUAAAAUGUCAUUAAAAAAAAAACAAAAAUGUUUGCGAGUUUUAUUUCCAACAGAGACCAACCUUAUAUUUGAAAAUGGCUAGUCAGCGUUGACGACUACAAGUGUUUGC